This is a messenger RNA of Ruditapes philippinarum (Manila clam), 3274 nucleotides long. RefSeq names its product adhesion G protein-coupled receptor L3-like. The record is from RefSeq and is a predicted model, not a curated record. Gene Ontology annotation, biological process: adenylate cyclase-activating G protein-coupled receptor signaling pathway; cell surface receptor signaling pathway. Gene Ontology annotation, cellular component: membrane. Lineage: Eukaryota; Metazoa; Mollusca; Bivalvia; Venerida; Veneridae. Gene Ontology annotation, molecular function: G protein-coupled receptor activity.
AUUCUUCCGAAGAUGGCAAUGUUUGUGUGCCGCCCUGGGAGACAUUUCACCAAUCAUGCAUACAGUUUGUUGAAUUGAGAUACACAUGGCAGGAAGCUCGGACCUGGUGUUUGAAUAUGGAUUCAGACCUUUUGAGCAUAAUAAUCAGACAAGAAGAUGUGAAAAUUGAUCCCUUUUUAUAUCACUACUUGAAUUAUACUACUAUAAACUGGUGGAUUGGCUUAUAUAAAGUUGAAGAAACCUGGAUAUGGACAUAUAAUAAUGAGAGCUAUUCUGGAAUACCAAAGUGGGCACCAGAUUCACAAUGGAAUAACACAUUUUCAGUGGAUAAAUGUGGCCUCAUCGAAUACCAGGGAUAUUUAAAAAAUAUGAACUGUAACGUUCGACGACACUUCAUUUGUGAACGAAACAAAACAAUACAGCUGACAACACUGACGCAUUCAUCUCCCACUACCCGAGUUUCAACAGCACCAACAACUUCAACAAAUUCAACAGCAUCACCAACCACAACAAGAUCAACAACAUACGCUAUACCAACACCAGAUAUAAGAACACCAUCUACGAGGAUUACAGAAAGUCAUGAAGAGACGCCCACCACGAGAAAAACAACCACCAUACUUCCAUCAUCAUUCACAAACACUACAACAAGCGGCAUUACUACACAGUCUACAACUCAAGCUCCCGUUAAGUCGACUACCACAACUGGCACAAAUCAAACAGAAAUGAGCAGUCCAAGUCAGUCUACCACUGAAAAAACCAUUACUGGAAUCACGUCAGAAAGCACAGCUAUUCCAACAACUGAGAGUAUCACAACUGAAAAAGAAUUGAGCAGUCCUAGUAAGUCUACCACUGACUACACAAUAACUGAGAAAACGUCAGAAAGCACAGUUGUUCCAACAACUGAGAGUAACACAACAGAGGACCACACUGUACACAAGACUGAAACAUCUACUGUUAUCCCUAUAACAAGAACUUCGUCAAAAAGUACGAGUGUCUAUACAACUGAUUCACAUACCACUGUUAAUCAUACAGAAAGUUCCACACCCUCGACACACAUGCCAUUUACCGAUGAACAAACUACACAAAAUACAUCAACAGAAUCUCAAAUAGAAGAAAGGGACUUGUUUCGGGGAUGCUUCAAAAUAAACUACGAAAGCACGUGUCCACCAGUUGAAGCAUUUGGGUUUUCUUGGCCUCGCUCUGCAGCUGAUACAUUGGUUAGAGUUCGUUGCAAUUCAGGUUUUGCAAAUUGGAAAUGUGACACGAAUCCUACAUGUUGGAGGGGUGAACCGGAUGUCAAACAAUGCACUUCAGAGAGCGUACAAGAACUUACAAAUCAGAUGGAAGAAUUUCUAACAAAUACAAGCAACUCAGAAAAAGCACUUGAGUUUACAGUUAAUUUAGCGGCAUCUGUAGAAACAGAGAGUGUGAUGUCAGAACAAGAUUUAUUCCAGUCAACAAAAUUAAUGGACGCGGCUUCAAAAGCCAAGCCAAAGAACUCGACUGAAGCAACCAGUAUCAUCCGGAACGUUGCUAAAUGUGGAAGCGGUUUGGUCGGAAAGACUGAUACAUGGACGUCUAUGAACAAAGAAAGUCAGAGGUCAGUAGCAUCGUCAUUGCUUACAUCCAUGGAAUCUGUUACCAAUAAUAUGAUUGAAAGCUUUGAGAAGCCAAUAGUGGAAACUAUACAGGAGGAAAACAUGGCAAUACAGCUACAAGUUAUCGAUGUUGUCAAAAAUGGAUCAGAAGCAGUUGACACUAUCUUUAAAGCAGACGAAAACGAUUUUGCAAUACCGCAGGAAAAUUUAAAGAGUUUUAGCACAGGUGGUUUGGCGAGAUUGGUGUUCAUCAACUAUAAGUCAGUGGGAGAUUAUAUGGUUCCAACUGACUACAAUACAGACGACUCUACAGAACGCCAAAUGAUAAGUCAAGUGAUUAGCGCGUCUCUCAGCCAAAAACCUGCGAACGAACCGCUGCUUCAACCUGUCGUGUUCACUUUGAAAGUCGAGAAGAUGAAGCCAUACCAAAACAUAACACAGCUUUGCUCCUUUUGGAAUUUUAGUCUUGGACAUACUGGAGCAUGGUCGCAGGAAGGCUGUUCACUUAAAGAGAAUAACAAUUCACAUGUGACGUGUCAGUGUGAUCAUCUUACCAACUUUGCUAUCUUGAUGGAUGUCCAUAGUACUAAGGUGGCAGAUGUCCAUUCUAUUGUUCUGUCAUAUAUAACAUAUGUGGGAAUUAUCAUAUCCAUUAUUUGUCUGGUGAUGUCUUGGAUAACAUUUGUGUGUCUCAGUAUAAGAUGUAUACGCGGAUCACGGAGUAGUUAUGGAUACGGUGAAGGCAAAGAGUAUUAUGGAAAUAGCAGUAGUUAUUCUGGGUCUACUGCCAGUUCACGAUCCAUUCAAGGAGAGAGAAAUUCCAUACAUAAGAACUUGGCAUUUUGCCUUUUUAUAGCAGAAGUUCUAUUUCUGUUUGGAAUAGAAAGAACGGAUAAUAAGAUUGCCUGUGCUGUCAUAGCCGGAUUUUUACAUUAUUUCUUUCUGUCGAGUUUUACAUGGAUGUUUGUUGAGGGUAUCCAUAUAGUAUUUAUGUUGGUACAAGUGUUUGACGCCGCCAGAUCUCGACUUAAAUACUACUAUAUCAUAGGAUAUGGUGCUCCUUUACUAGUAAUUGCUAUUUCUACAUUAGUAUAUUAUGAAGGUUAUGGGACAGAUAAAUAUUGUUGGCUGACAUCAGAAAGAAUGUUUAUUUGGAGCUUUGCUGGUCCUAUUGUUUUCAUUCUGCUUGUGAACCUUGUCGUCCUCGUUUAUGCUAUGUUUGCUGUAUGUAAACAUUCCGAGUAUGUGUUUACUAAAGACAAGUCCACGUCCUACAACAUCAAGUCAUGGAUACAGGGGGCGUUGGCGAUGGAAGUUCUGUUGGGACUUACAUGGGUGUUUGGAUAUUUCUAUAUCAGUGAAGAAGCGAUACCUAUUGCAUACUUAUUUACAAUUUUCAACAGUCUCCAGGGACUAUUCAUCUUUGUUUUCCAUUGCCUGCUCAACAAGAAGGUCCGGAAGGCAUAUUCUCGGUUCAUAGAUUAUCCAGGGAGACUUACGUCAAGCGGGACUCAUUCAACGAAAGCUGACCAGCAGAAUGGAUCAGGUCCAACAUUUGCAUCUUAUCACAUGCGUGGAACGAGAAAACAUUCAAAAUUUUUAGAUCUCACAGAUGACAGACGUCCAUCAUCUAUGUCUACAACAUCUGCUUAAAACCAAAUUUACAAGAGACUAUA